Messenger RNA from Rotaria sordida, 845 nucleotides. The record is from the annotation of a GenBank genome assembly. Lineage: Eukaryota; Metazoa; Rotifera; Eurotatoria; Philodinida; Philodinidae.
UUGGUUUAACAAUCAAACAAAUUAAAAAAAUACGUUCAUUACAAAUUAAUCAAUUUGAAUGGGAAUUAAUAGAAUCAUUGUCCAAUGUUUUAGCUCCAUUUUAUUUUGCUACGAAAUGUUUAUCUGGUCGUCAAUAUCCAACAUUAUCAUUAUCUUAUUGGACAAUUAAUAAUUUAUAUUUUCAUUUAACAAACGAAAAACCUAAUUGUCAUUUAGAAAAUGGGUUAAAAAAUUUAUUACUUGAUAAAUUCAAUUUAUAUUUUAUAACAAAUGUUACACGUGAACAACGAUGUGCUAAAUUAAUUGCUGCAUAUCUAGAUCCGUUCACACUUUCAGAUUUAUCAGUCGAAGAAAUAAAUGAAGUUGAAUCAAUGCUGAUGCGUUUAACAAAAGAUAUUUCUAAUUCAAAGAAAUCAACAACCAGCAUUUCAUCAGAACAUGUACAAUCACAAUCAGGAUCGUCAUCAUCUUCAUCAAUCAAUUCAUCCAAACCAUCGAAAUUAUCAACAAUUAAUCGAUUUCGAAUGUUAUGUCGUUCGUCGUCAGCUGAUGCUGAAACUGCACCAAAACCAGAACAAAAAGCAAAACCAUUUAUUUUAAAACAAGAAUUUAGUUUCCAUAUAUCCACAUCCACCAGUACAUCUUCCAAAGAUUUUCAAACAUACUGGAACGAAAAUAAAACUCGUCUUCCAAUUUUAGCAUCUUAUGCACGUCGAUAUAAUUGUGCACCAUCAACAUCAGCUGCUUCUGAAUCAGCUUUUUCAGUUGCAGGUUAUGUUGACAGAAAACAACGAGCAUCAUUAUCAACAACCACCUUACGAUAUCUGAUGCUAUUAAAACAAUAA